Molecule: messenger RNA, 204 nt
Organism: Suillus subalutaceus
Lineage: Eukaryota; Fungi; Basidiomycota; Agaricomycetes; Boletales; Suillaceae
Exons: 1
Source: RefSeq, a predicted model, not a curated record
UACAUUCCUCUCUUCACCUCUCAUACCUCCUUAGAAAAGAUUUGCUUCAUUGGCGAUGACAAAACAAUUGCCACACUAUGUCAGGAUGAUAUCCACGACCUGAAGAGCAUCUUCGAGGUCAAGCAUCUCAAGGACCAUGCCCUCUUCCUGAACACACAAUACAGGAUGCCUCCUCAAAUUGGAAACUUCAUCUCUCAAGCUGUU